Pomacea canaliculata is the source of this 2733-nucleotide messenger RNA. RefSeq names its product dnaJ homolog subfamily A member 2-like. The record is from RefSeq and is a predicted model, not a curated record. NCBI's taxonomy places the organism in Eukaryota, Metazoa, Mollusca, Gastropoda, Architaenioglossa, Ampullariidae. Bases 88 to 1317 code for a protein of 409 amino acids. Gene Ontology annotation, molecular function: ATP binding; Hsp70 protein binding. Gene Ontology annotation, cellular component: cytoplasm; cytosol. The transcript is spliced from 10 exons. Gene Ontology annotation, biological process: protein refolding; response to heat.
AAACAAGCGAGGUAACUCUUUGCAACUCCUGGCGCUGCGAACCCUUGAGGCUGACGUCAUAAGACAUCCAGAACAACCUCGUGUAAGAUGGCCGACACUAAAUUAUACGAUUUACUAGGCGUUAACAGAGGGGCUUCUGACGGUGAAAUCAAAAAGGCCUAUCGAAAGCUUGCCAAGGAAUUUCAUCCAGACAAGAAUCCAGCAGCAGGAGAAAAGUUUAAAGAGAUAAGCUAUGCUUAUGAAGUGUUAUCCGACCCAGAAAAAAAAGAUCUCUAUGACCGAUAUGGUCUGGAAGGAAUAAAAGAAGGAGGCAGCCAUGGUGGGGGUUUCGGCGGGGCUAGCAUGUUUGAGGAUAUAUUUGGAGGCUUUUUUGGUUUUCCUGGAAUGGGUGGCAGUGGGCGCAAUCGUAGACGAAGAGGAGAGGACACCUUUCAUCCUUUACGGGUAUCUUUGGAAGAUUUAUACAAUGGCAAAACCUCGAAACUUCAGCUGAGCAAAACUGUGAUCUGCAAAAAAUGUAGUGGAGCUGGCGGUAGGCCAGGAGCAACUGUAAGAUGUCGGGUCUGCAAUGGCAGAGGUGUAAAAGUCACUCUACGACAGCUGGGACCUGGUAUGGUGCAGCAGAUGCAGUCUAUAUGUCCUGACUGCCAUGGAGAGGGUGAGACUAUCAAUGAGAAAGACAGGUGCAAGGAAUGCAAGGGGAAAAAGACUGUCAGUGAAACCAAAAUCUUGGAAGUACAUGUGGACAAAGGGAUGACAAAUGAACAGAAGAUACCUUUUCGUGGCGAGGGAGAUCAGUUACCUGACAUGGAGCCUGGUGAUGUCAUAAUAGUACUACAGCAAAAAGAACAUGACCUGUUUACACGCAGCCAUAAUGACCUGUACAUGACCCACUCCAUUGGUCUGGCUGAGGCCCUUUGUGGCUUCCAGUUCGUUAUCAAGCACCUUGAUGGUCGUGACCUUGUGGUUUCCAACCCUCCUGGUGAAGUGGUUCAUCCAGGCAUGAUGAAGACAGUCCUGGGAGAAGGCAUGCCAAUAUACAGAAACCCCUUUGAAAGGGGUAACCUUUACAUCAAAUUUGAGGUCGCUUUUCCUCCCAACAAUUUUGUAGAUGAAGCACACCUUAAGACUCUGGAGACUAUUCUGCCGGACCGUCCAGUUGUGGAGAUUCCUGAGGGAGAGCAUGUAGAGGAGGUGAAUCUAGUGGAUUAUGAGGAGACUCGGUCUGCUACAGGAGGACGUCCAUUUGAGGCAUACCAUGAAGACGAAGAUGAUGGCAGUGGAGCAGGCCCCCGAGUGCAGUGCGCUCACCAGUAGCAGUUUUAAAAUAGCAUCAUCAGCAUUUAAGUGUUCGCGAUGAAACCUGUCUACAACAGGCUUCUAAUUUUUUGUUUUGAACUGAUCUAUAUAUUUUCAUUAAAAAAAAUUCCAGGGUUUGUAGUGUGAAAAAGAAGAAUUAGUAAACCUUGGCCAAGAUUCAUAAAAACUUCUUUCAUGAUUUUUGAGGCAGCAGGAGAAAUUUUUGAGUUUUUUUUUUUUUUUUUGUCUUUGUUUGGUCUCUUUAUGUAUAGGACAUUAGUAUGGGAGAAAAUUAGAUCAAGGAAAGCUAUUAUGGAAUUUUUGAAGAUUCAACAGAAGAAUAAAAGUUUCUAGGAUGACGAAGAAAGUGCCCACAUUACAUGAGCUUGGAACAGAUAUUUUUCUAAGCAAAGCUCUAAUGUGUAUAGUCAGCACAUGCAAGCAUCUGUGCAUGCAUGCUCACACAUUUCCCACUUUAAAUUUGUCACUCAGGAUCUGCUAUUUUAAAUACCGAGGUGCUUGUCAUGAAAGAAAUGUAAAAGUGAAUGGUUUUUGAGUGACUUGUUAUGGGUGUUUGGAAUGUAUAUUGGUAUCAAGUACCAAGCAUCCACGCCUAGCAAUGUGGAUCCAUCACUUUAAGCAGGCUCAGAGCCAAGCCUCACCACUCACAAUAUGCAGGCCCCUCUCCUCAUUUCAUUUUCUUGGUCAAUAAACUUUGUCCUUUAAGAUUGCUAGCAGGUAUUUUUGCUGUUGUUUCUUUCCCAAGAUCAUUUCUAGCUAACAUGUUUUGGGGAAAGAUCUGUUAAGAUAUCUUUAGAUGCCUAAUUUCAGACACAAAUAUUUGGCUUGUGUUUUGUCUUUAUUAUUUUCCCCAGUAUAAUUAUACAGAUUUUAAAUAUCAGAGUCCUUUAUUAGGGGAGGAAAGGGGAUGUAAAGUAUCUUGGCCAUAGUCGAGGAAGUGAUCCCUUGAUAGUUCUUCAUGUCAUUUAUUUGUUAGAAGUUAAUAGUAAAGCUUUUACUCUCAGAAAUUCCUAUUGAUUGCACUUGCGCUUUUUCCUCAGUUCACAGGGAAGCAUACUUUACAAAUGCUGGCAACUUGUUUUUGUAGACUUUGCAGUACAAUACUUUGUAUGAUGCAUCAGGUAAUGCUGCUUGACAUUUGUAAGUUUCAUCCAAUUCAGUAGGAAUGACAUUCACUUUUCUGCUGGAGACAGGUUUCACUGUGUCAAAAUGUUUGUCCUGUUACCAUUCAUCAGAAGAAAGUAGCCCCAUGUAUGAUGUGAGCAUCACGAGGUUGUCCCAUUGUCCACAUCAUCUGCUAUAUUUUUUGUGCUGCUUUUACUGCUUGAUCCUUAUUAACGAUUCAUGAAGAUAUAAACCAUGCAAAUUGUCAUUCAUUUUACAGUGAUUUAAUUAAAAGCAGAUCUUGAUGGU